Molecule: messenger RNA, 1557 nt
Organism: Megalops cyprinoides (Indo-Pacific tarpon)
Lineage: Eukaryota; Metazoa; Chordata; Actinopteri; Elopiformes; Megalopidae
Product: amine sulfotransferase-like
Exons: 7
Coding region: 175-1047 (290 amino acids)
Biological process (GO): sulfation
Cellular component (GO): cytoplasm
Molecular function (GO): sulfotransferase activity
Source: RefSeq, a predicted model, not a curated record
AGGCAAGCACAUCAGUUCGACUGUAAGACGGUUUUAGGAGGCCUGCCUAUCUGUGAGCAGAAGGGACCGGUCCUGGCCAAAGCAUAAGAACAGUAGAACCCUGGAUCCAACCAUGGAGAGAGUCAACACCAACUAGAAGACUCUGGAGCACCCCUUGAGAACGAUACCUCCAGAAUGACUGAAUGGCCACCAAUCACCAAUGUUGGACUCAUAACAUACAAAGGGUUCAAUCUGAUAAGGAAUGUGCAUGAGGAGGUUCAUCUUCACAAGUUGGAGAAGUUUGAGAUUCGGGAAAGUGACAUUUUCAUUAUCACUUACCCAAAGUCAGGGACCACAUGGAUGCAGUAUAUUUUGGAUCUCAUGUAUCACAGUGAUCAGCUGAAUGGUGAGCACAGCAAGAGGACAAUGGAAGUUGUGCCCUGGAUUGAAGUUAGGAUGAAAAGAAUUGACUAUUCUAAAAUGCCAUCGCCACGCACCUUUGCCUCUCACCUGCCCCCCAGUUUGGUGCCCCAACAGCUGAGGGACCAAGGAAAGGUGAUUUAUAUUGCAAGGAACCCCAAAGAUGUUGCAGUGUCAUUUUACCAUUUCCACAAUUUCUCCAAACUUCUUGAGGACAAGCCCGAUUUUGACACAUUUUUGGAUGAAUACCUGGAGGGGAAGGUUUUUGGGAACUCUUGGUUUGAUCACAUCCAAGGCUGGUACAGCAACAAGGACAACUUUAACCUACUGUUCCUCACAUACGAAGAAAUGAGAAAGGAUCUGCGAGGUACCCUUGUCAAAGUAUCAAACUUUCUUGACAAAAAUAUUGAUGAUGCAAUGCUUGAUAUGAUUGUGGAAAAGAGCUCUUUUGAGAGCAUGAGGCUGUGCCCAAACGCAAAUUUGGAACACCAGACUCCAAAAUAUUUUGACCACAGCAAAGGAGCAAUGCUUCGAAAAGGGAAAGUGGGAGACUGGAAGACAAUAUUCACAGUGGCACAAAAUGAGAAGUUUGACAAGAUCUACAAUGAGAAGAUGAAGGUUCUUCUGGGAUUUGGCUGGGAUCUGUAGAUGCAAUGCAACCAUACCUUUGCUUGUCAUUAACAGCACAAAUAAAAUUAUUACAUGACAAAAUUGCCCUAUGAAUCAGUGAAUAAGACCUAGCUGAUCUGUCAGCCUUACAGUGGAAAUGGAAUGAACUGUUAAGAGCAAUGGCUGAAUUCAGUUUAAGUAAAACCUCAUUAAGCAUUAAACCUCAAAAAGAAGGAGAAAAUGUAGACAAAGUGUUAGCAGUUCAGAUAAGUUAAAAAUGUUAACAUUUAAAAUAAUAUCACCAGCUUUAAUAAGACAAUGGUUACACUGCCCUGGAUAUUAAGGAAAUAAACUCUUUAAACACUUUUGUAUAAUUAAAAAAAACUAUUUAAAAACCACCUCUAUUCUUUGGAAAUUGAUUGUGUAACAAAUCAUUUCAAUCAACUUCUCAAAUCAAAAAACUGUCAAAGUUGGAUUUCAUAUAACCAGACUGGACACCUCCAACAAUACAAGGAAAGGUUUUAACCUAUUUCAUGUUACAUUGAACAA